AUGUCAUUCACACACGGGCAGAGAUGUGCAGCUCUUGCAAGUGAAACCUUCACACGCCUCAUUGAUGCCAAGUAUUCCAGUCAGAAGGAAUAUCUAGCUGCGUUUAUCUUGGAGAAAGGUAAGUGCAGUGUACGACACCUUCACCCACUGUAUGAAACCUCUGUAUAGUGUGUGUGUGUGUGUGUGUGUAAUACACCUUCACCCGCUGUAUGAUAUCUUUGUAGUGUGUGUGUGUGUGUGUGUGCGUGUAAUACACCUUCACCCGCUGUGAGAUACCUCUGUAUUGUGUGUGUAAUACACCUUCACCCGCUGUGUGAUACCUCUGUAUUGUGUGUGUGUGUGUGUGUGAUACACCUUCACCCGCUGUGUGAUACCUCUGUAUUGUGUGUGUGUGUGUGUGAUACACCUUCACCCGCUGUGUGAUACCUCUGUAUUGUGUGUGUGUGUGUGUGUGAUACACCUUCACCCGCUGUAGGAAACCUCUGUAUAGUGUGUGUGUGUGUAACACACCUUCAGCCGCUGUGUGAUACCUCUGUAUUGUGUGUGUGUGUGUGGUGUGUAAUGCACUUUCACAUCUGCUUCUUCACCUUCCAACAGAGGUGAUGAAUGCUAAAGGGGAAAUGUAUGAAGUCGUAGCACUUGGCACAGGGGCCACAUGCUUCCAGCGGCGACAGGAGUAUCACGGCCUGAUCCUGCAUGAUAGCCACGCAUUAGUGGUGGCAAGGAGGGCAUUAAUAAGGUAAGCUUAAUAUGUACAUCAGUAUGACUGAUCUAGAAUUGUGGAAUGUCCGUUCUUUUUUCCAUAAUUUUUUUUUAAUCUUUUAGUAUUUUUCAGAAUACAAAAAAAAAAGAUGCAUAUAAAAAUAUACAAAUAAUACAAUUAAAACAUUAAACAAAGGUCUUAUUUUGUUAUACAUGGUUUUGUAUUGUGGUAAUAUCAUUAAGUGAUCUGGACAUAAAUGACAAACAUAUUUACAUUAACAAUAUGAUCUAGGAACACAGGUCUUUGAACAUUCUAUAUCAAAGUAGAAAGAUUAUUUAAAAAGGUAUAUACAUAAAUAGAUAUUCAUUUUAUAAUAAACGUCAAGAUUUCUCCAUGGUGAUUUUUUACACUUUUUAAAACCGAACACUUUGAUAAAUCUCCCUCAUUUUAUUUACUAGUAAGAAGAGUAAUUUUAUUACGGUCUCUUUGUUUUAGAUACCUUUACAAGCAGCUUUACUUGUACCACAGUAAACCUCUUAUGGCUCAAGAAAAAUCUAUUUUCUGUUCUUCUGGCAAGAGUCCUCUCUUGACACUGAAACCUAGGAUGUUCCUCCAUCUGUAUUUAAGCAACAGCUCAGAGGGAUAUUCACCAGGCUGUCUGUGA
Molecule: messenger RNA, 1367 nt
Organism: Pelobates cultripes (western spadefoot toad)
Lineage: Eukaryota; Metazoa; Chordata; Amphibia; Anura; Pelobatidae
Source: the annotation of a GenBank genome assembly